Molecule: messenger RNA, 3006 nt
Organism: Glycine soja
Lineage: Eukaryota; Viridiplantae; Streptophyta; Magnoliopsida; Fabales; Fabaceae
Exons: 10
Coding region: 217-2727 (836 amino acids)
Molecular function (GO): protein binding
Source: RefSeq, a predicted model, not a curated record
GAGAAAAGGAGUGGGGGGGAGAGCGAGAAGGGGUUUUCGCUUUUUGGUUGCAAACUGUAGAGCGAAGAGCGUUCGAGUAGUGAGCGAAAGAGGUUUUCUUUCUUCUUUCCGGUUGUUGUCGCGGCGGAACCCUAGCUACUCCGGUGGUGCGACAAAGGGUGUGUGAGAGAGAAAGGGUGUGUGAGAGAGAAAGCGAGAGAGAGAAAGACAGUGACGAUGAGUGGGAAGGGCGGUGGCAAGGCGCUGUCGGCGACGAUUCCAGCGUCGUCGCGGAAGAUGGUUCAGAGCUUGAAGGAGAUUGUCUCCAAUUUCCCCGACCAUGAGAUCUACGCCACGCUCAAAGACUGUAACAUGGACCCUAACGAAGCUGUUAGUCGUCUCCUCUCACAAGAUCCUUUUCAUGAGGUGAAGAGCAAGCGAGAAAAGAAAAAAGAGAUUAAGGACCCAACAGAAUCCAGGUCUCGUGGGAGUGGGACAAACAACACAUCCAGUCGUGGCGGUGGUAGGGCUGGCACAGAUCGUAAUGGUGGACGUGGUGGUGCCAACCAAUUCGGCAGCAGUGAUUAUGGUCUGCAGGGGAAGCCUGUAUACAAGAAGGAAAAUGGGGCACCCACUUAUGGAGGGUCUACAUCCUCUGCACCUAGUGUGCUGGGAAACAAUGCGAACAUGAGACCGGCAUCCUACAGUGAUUCUGUGGUUACUGAAAAAACAUACGCAUUCAGCAUCGGUGAUGGACCAUCUUCAUCAUCACAACGUGCUGGAGUGCAAUCUGCAUGGGCAGGGAAUACGGGUCAAGUAUCAAUGGCCGACAUUGUCAAGAUGGGUAGGCCACAGGCCAGGCCAUCCAUGCAUAAUUCUUCCAUCCAGAGUGGUAAUCAUCAGAAUGUCUUCAUGCCUCCAGCAGCUUCAGAUAACAACUUGCAUUCAUCGCAAGGUUAUGCUUCCAAAGUUUCAGAAGCAAAUACUAAUCAAGGCCAUGCCAUUAGCGACAAUGUUCCACAGAAUGAUGAAUGGCCUUGUAUUGAGAACCAACAUGAUGUUAGAGUAUAUGCAGAUGUUGAUGCCCAUGCAAAUUCUGAGUGCUAUGCAAACUCGUCAAGCUUUGCUGAAGCUGAUUGGCAGCAGAAAACUCACUUGGAUGAACAUGGAGCUGAAGAUGGUUCCGUUGAGAAUGCAGACAAUGCUGAAUCUGCUUCUAUAUCCGCUAAAAGUACUUCAGAGGAUAACACAGGAGCUGAAGAUGAUGUUUCAUCAGUUGCUGCAAACAUAGAGCAGCUAAAUAUACAGAGAGAUGAUCAGGGGACAGCACAAGAAGAUGACAAUCCUUCUGUAGUAAUUCCAAAUCACCUACAACUCCAUACUCCAGAAUGCAUGAAUCUGAGCUUUGGAAGUUUUGGAUCUGCAAACCCCCUUUCUGGAUCUGGGUCAUUUACAUCUAGGUCUUUGAAAGGUAACUUGGAGGAUACAUCUGGUGCAGUGGAUGCUUCAACAAUUGAAAACUCAGACACUAGAAAUCCUGACUAUUAUGGGGAUGAGCAUCUUACUACUACUACCUCAGAUGGAAAUUUAGUUCAAGGAACUGGUGUGAGUGCUGGGACCUAUGAACAUACUUCCAUUUCACAAGAGGCUUUAAAACCCGAACCCCCUGAAAUUGCUCAGGAAAAUCAGUAUUCAUUUCCAUCACAUUCUCAUGGAUUUAAUUAUGAAAAUGCCCAACAGCCGGAGGUCCCAUUUCCUGUUUCACAGACCAGCUCACAGAAUCAGAAUCUUGCUCCCUUCUCUGGUGUAAUGCAGGCACAUACAAAUUCUUUGCCCAGUGCUCUGUUGUCUUCACCAGUUCAAACAGCAAGAGAAGAUAUCCCAUACUUACCCUUCCCUGCAACACAAUCGAUGCCUACAAAAUAUAGUGACAUUGCUUCUUCAAUUGGUGGUUCCACCAUAACCAUGUCAGAGGCUCUAAGGGCUAGCGGCAUUUCUGCACCUCAACCUAAUGCACAAACCCUGUCUGGUGCAGGUGUUGCCACUGGACCCACACUUCCUCAGCACCUUGCUAUGCAUCCCUACUCCCAACCUAGUCUUCCUCUGGGACAUUUUGCUAACAUGAUUAGCUAUCCAUUCUUGCCUCAGAGCUAUACCUAUAUGCCAUCAGCUUUUCAGCAGACUUUUGCUGGAAAUAACACGUAUCCCCAAUCUCUGGCAGCAGUGCUUCCACAGUAUAAAAAUAAUGUUUCUGCCAGCAGUUUGCCUCAGUCUGCUGCUAUUCCUCCUGGAUAUGGCUUUGGCAGUUCAACAAGCAUUCCUGGAGGAAGUUUUUCUUUGAAUCCGCCUGCUGCUCCUACUGGGACAACCAUUGGAUAUGAGGAUGUUAUAAACUCCCAGUUUAAGGACAACAAUCAUAUGAUGUCACUACAGCAGAACGAGAAUUCUCCCAUGUGGGUUCAGGGCCCUGGCUCUCGAACAAUGUCUGCAGUUCCUCCCAGCAACUAUUAUAACUUGCAGGGACAGAAUCAACAACAACCAGGUGGAUUUCGGCAAAGGCAUCAGCAGCAGCAGCAGCAGCAGCAGCCUUUACAGCAUUUUGGACCCCUUGGGUACCCUAAUUUCUACCAAUCUCAGACUGGCAUUUCUCUGGAACAGCAGCCACAAAAUCCUCGGGAAGCAUCCUUGGGUGGUCCGCAAAGCCAACCAUCCAAGCAGUCCCAACAAAUAUGGCAAAACAGCUACUAAUCUUAAUCACCUCCCGGUUUUUCAGGGUAUUUAUGUGAGUUUAAAAGUGGCUAAUCAGAGGCAUUCACGGUCUAGUAACUUGUCAUUGUUUGGUCUCUAGAGACCAUGAGCCCAUUGCCACGAGGUUGUAUUCUACAUAAUUAUAUUCGUCAUGUUUAACGUAGGUACUAAGUGUGCUGCUAAUUUGGUUUAUUCGGUACUUUUUUGUUUUUUGUUUCCUAAUAUUUUCAUCUGAUCAUAGUGGAAAUCUCUUUUGGAUAACAUUCUCACCUGUUAUAA